Messenger RNA from Hypoxylon trugodes, 1776 nucleotides. RefSeq names its product glycoside hydrolase family 1 protein. Gene Ontology annotation, biological process: carbohydrate metabolic process. Lineage: Eukaryota; Fungi; Ascomycota; Sordariomycetes; Xylariales; Hypoxylaceae. The transcript is spliced from 2 exons. The coding region runs from base 190 to 1620 and encodes 476 amino acids. Gene Ontology annotation, molecular function: beta-glucosidase activity. The record is from RefSeq and is a predicted model, not a curated record.
CUCGCGCAUAUCUUUCUCAUCGUCUCCUGCUGUCUCGCUGCUUUUUACGAGAUCGUCUGCAGUCUUGGCUGUGUCCAGAACAAGAAUAUCCGUUUUCCCGGUUGAGAUCGAAACGCUAGUGGGCAGCUUCGAAUAGCCUAGAUAUUUCCUUAUCGCCCGCCCUUUGCGCACUCGGACAACCUCUUCAACAUGUCCUUACCCUCAGAUUUCCUGUGGGGUUUCGCUACAGCCGCCUACCAGGUAGAGGGCGCUACCCAACAAGAUGGCCGCGGCCCAACCAUCUGGGAUACCUUCUGUGCCAUUCCGGGCAAGAUUGCGGAUGGAACCGACGGCUCAGUUGCUUGCGAUUCAUAUAACAGAACCGCAGAAGACAUUGCUCUUCUGAAGAGGCUGGGCUCUACCUGCUAUCGUUUCUCUUUGUCGUGGGCGAGAAUCAUCCCCCUCGGUGGCCGAAAUGACCCCAUCAACCAAGCUGGUAUCGACCACUAUGUUAAGUUCGUUGAUGACUUACUUGAGGCUGGCAUCGUACCUUUCAUCACACUUCUACAUUGGGAUGUCCCAGAUGAGCUCGACAAGCGAUAUGGUGGCCUCCUAAACAGGCAGGAGUUCCCUCUCGACUUUGAGCACUAUGCUCGUGUCGUCUUCAAGUCAAUCCCCAAGUGUAAAAACUGGAUCACAUUCAACGAGCCCUGGUGCAGUUCAAUCCUUGGAUACAGUACCGGGUUCUUCGCCCCCGGUCACACUUCCAACCGAGCCAAGUCUGCUAUUGGUGACUCUAGCCGAGAGCCUUGGAUUGUUGGUCACAACCUUCUCCUCGCCCAUGGCAGAGCUGUGAAGGUAUAUCGAGAGGAGUUCAAGCCCACUGAUAAGGGCCAGAUUGGUAUUACCCUGAAUGGAGAUUACACAUACCCAUGGGACCCUGAGGACCCAAGAGACGUCGAGGCUGCCAAUCGAAAGAUUGAAUUCGCCAUCUCAUGGUUCGCGGACCCUAUUUACUUUGGCAAAUACCCUGACUCGAUGCGAAAGCAACUUGGCGACCGAUUGCCAGAGUUUACACCCGAAGAGCUAACACUAGUGCACGGUUCUAACGACUUUUACGGCAUGAACCACUACACAGCCGACUACGUUAAGCACGGCGACGGCAACCCAGCUCCAGAGGAUUUCCUCGGCGACUUAUCGACGCACCCUUACAGCAAGAACGGCGACUGCAUAGGACCUGAGACCCAAUCCUUCUGGCUGCGACCAAACCCUGAGGGUUUCCGUGGCCUGAUCAACUGGCUCAGCAAGCGCUACAACUACCCCCCUAUCUACGUGACUGAGAAUGGUACCAGUAUCAAGGGCGAGAACGACCUGAAGGAACCAGAGAUCUUAGAAGACGUGUUCCGAUAUGAAUACUUCCGUGACUACGUCAACGCUAUGGCUAAAGCUGUAAGUGAAGACGGUUGCAACGUUAAGGGCUACAUGGCUUGGUCGCUCAUGGAUAACUUCGAAUGGGCCGAAGGUUAUGAGACCCGAUUUGGUGUUACCUACGUGAACUAUGCGGACGGACAGCAACGGAAAGAGAAGUACAGCGCCAAGAAGAUGAAGGAGGUCUUCGACGCGGUUAUCGAGAAGAAGUAGAUAGACUACCAGGCAGGCGCGGAACCGGGCGGUCCGGGAUAUUCUCUUAUGUGGUCGUCUCUUGUGUAUGUGUGUUAUGAGUCCUCGAUACCUCAGGUAAUAUGGAGUAUAAUCAGGGUUAUUACGGUCAUUUAGGGAAUGAUAAUUCUCGUUCAG